AAUUGGCAUAAUCUGAAAUUGUCAUAUUUAGUACUUGCUUGCAAAUUCUUUGCAUUUGACAUCACCAGGCUUGUACUUGCAGCCAUCUUCAGUUCCUGUUUGUUUCUGGGGUUUUUUGUCUACAGUCUUUUUUCUGAAAGUGAAACACAUGUUCAGUUAGAUUUAGGCCUUUGGAUCAUUAGUAGUUCCUUUCUAUCUCCACAUUUUUCUCUUUCCAACAUUGUGCAGGUUUAUACUCAUCUGAUCUCAUUCAUAAGGCUUUGUUCCACCACUCUACAGUUUUUUUUUAAAGUACCUUUUUAGCUAACUCUAACCUGGCCAUUAUAUCGAGACUUACCAGUGUUUUGCAUCUUCAGGCUGGCCUGAUCUGGUAAAUAUUCUACCACAGAGACAGAUCGCACCGAUCAAUGAUGUGUACACGGCUGAUAAAGUCUAUCUCCUGUUCUUUCCUGCGGUGUACCAUCUACCUGCCAUCUAUAUGAUCGUUUGGCCACGCCCCCCUUCGCAUGGAUGAGCCUACAUCUUAGAGGGGGAGUGUAAAUGAGUCACAGACGGUCUCCUGGCCUCUGACUGCUCGUAACCGUCCAUCAGGGGGGACAGCGUUCACCUUUCCACCAGUGGCACUGUCUACCACCAUGAUCCUAAAUUGCAUUAGCACGGCUGUUGUUACUAGGCGUUGAGAGGGCGAUGAGAGAGAAAUGGAUGGGACCAGCAUCUUUAUCGCAAUUCAGAAGGUGUACUACCCCCUGUUGUGCAUAAUGGGUAUUCCAGCCAACCUCUUCACAUUCUACAUGAUCUGCUUUCGCAAGUGCGGGAUGUCUGAGACGGCCAUCAUCUACCUGAGCUUCCUGGCUAUCGUGGACACCUUCUACCUGAUCUGGGUGAUCCUCCUGGAUCUGACCCUGACGUUCCUGCAGGUGCAGCCCUUCUGGCACUCCCACCCCUGGUGCGGCAUCCUGGGCUUCCUGCAGUACGGCUCCCUCUACAGCUCCUCCUGGAUCGUGGUGGUGUUCACCAUCGAGCGCUACCUGGUCCUGAGCAUCACUGUCGCCAAGCAACACUUCACCCAGGCCCGGGUCACGGUGCUCACCUGCGUCACCAUCGUCCUGGUCUCCCACCUGGCCUCCGUCCCCUUGGCCUGGAUCAACGCCGUCACGCCCACCAACGUGACCCUGCCGGGGGGCCAGAACGUCACCCAGCCCCGGUGCCGGUACCGGGACGGCGCCUACGCCACGGUCAUGGUGUGGGUCACCACCUUCCUCUCCGGGGGGAUCCCCAUCGUCCUCAUCAUCAUCUUCAACUCCCUGAUCGCCUACCACCUGACCAGAGUGAGCAGGCUCUUCACCAAGGAGGAGCGGCGGACCAUGAGGGGCGUGACCACCAAGGGCAUGGUGCGGCGGACCAUCCUGCUCCUGGGCACGGUGUCCGUCACCUUCGUGGUCCUCAGCCUCCCGCGCUUCGUCACCUACUGCAUUCUCCGCACCAAGCACAACGACGACGCCUUCAACCGGAACGACUACGCCAUCCCCAUCAACGUCAUCAGCGACGUGGCCAACAUGCUGCAGAACCUCAACUCCACCACCAACUUCCUGCUCUACUGCAUGGUGAGCAGGAGGUUCCGGCAGGAGCUGGUCUGCCUGCUGACGUGCAGGACGAGGGCCCGGGCCCUGGGCUCCCUCCUCACGCAGACCACCAUGAAGGUCUUCUCCGUGGUGGACCACAAGGCUGAGCCGCCCGCGGACGCCGGAGGCAUCGUACUCACCAAAGUCAAGCAAACCCGCGCCUCCCACUACGAUACCCAAGAUGCACUGCAAAGGGAUGCCUGAAAUAAUCUGACUGGUCAUCCGUACCAAGAAAUCACAACGAAAUGUGAAGUUCGCUUUGAGAUGUCAUAAACAUUGUGAAGUCACAUUCUCUUUUACUUCUCUGCAAUUGUUAUUUGUUACUUGUGUCUUGUGUCGGACUUUCAGAUAAAUUGUAUUGCCAAAUGUAUGAAAUUUAUAUGUGUGUGGAUAAAUUAGUGAAAGCCAAGAUGAGAAUUUUAACUGCAUGUUGUGUUUCAUCUUUGGAAGGUCAUUUAUGGCAGACCUUUAACCUUCAACACUAAAGUUUAAAAUGGUGGCCUCUGAUUUGUGUACCUAGCCGAAGCAUGAAUUCCUAAUUUUGCCUGUUACUGGGAGCACAAUAGACUAUAUAAUUGCCUGUAAAAUUAGCCGGCAAGUGUGGGCACUGACACUUUGCCUUUGUUAAAUACUGAGAAAAUACCCUUUCUGACUCUGCAGUGACCCUGACACAAGCACUCCUGUUGAUGAGAUAUAGCAAUGACGUCAUCCAUCUGGAACAAUAUACAGAAGCUAAAUCUUCCAGGUGCUGAGGUGUGGUGUUUUGAAGAGCCCAAACGCUUUUUGCCUCCACUGGGAACAGGUAUGAUGGAUGUCAAGGUAAGCAGUCACAGCAGUAGCACCAACUUCGCAGUCCCUUGAUAUUCCACAGCUUUCUCCUGGCCCCUGGGAAGUAAAUAUUCAGUCUAGUGGCCGCAGCUGACAACCUUCACAGAGAAGGCAAUACAGUUGAUGGCUCAAAGACCUUCACUUAAGAGAGAUGAGGGCUACCCAGCCAAGGCAGCUCAGAGAAGGAACAGUUAUAUUUGUGUGCAACAGCAAACAAGACUUAGGCCUAUAUUGUACAAUAUUGUAUGUGUUAUAUGCACAUUACCUUUCUUAGCAGGUACUCGUUUAUAGCACUCAUCAGCCCACCAAAAGAGUUUAGACAAAUGGUUUAAAAUUUUAAUCAAACAGGCAUUUCUUGGCUAAUGACUGGUAAAUGUAAGAGAGGCUGAAUCAACUGUGUUAAAUUAAGAGUUUAUUUGUCCUUCUCAUACAGUGGCAUUGGCAACCUGAAUUGUGUAUUGAAAUUUAAUUUCAUAAAAUAAAUGGUGACUAUGUAUGUACAGACA
This is a messenger RNA of Anguilla rostrata (American eel), 2956 nucleotides long. RefSeq names its product probable G-protein coupled receptor 139. The coding region runs from base 699 to 1826 and encodes 375 amino acids. The transcript is spliced from 3 exons. Gene Ontology annotation, biological process: phospholipase C-activating G protein-coupled receptor signaling pathway. Gene Ontology annotation, cellular component: plasma membrane. Gene Ontology annotation, molecular function: G protein-coupled receptor activity. The record is from RefSeq and is a predicted model, not a curated record. Lineage: Eukaryota; Metazoa; Chordata; Actinopteri; Anguilliformes; Anguillidae.